ACAGAGCCCGGGCGCGCGCAGUCAGCCGCUGCCGGCCAGUGAUGCUGCGCUGUUCGGGGAAAAACGAGUUCACUCGUGCAGUGGGGCUUCACAGCAUGGACAGGCUGCACCCUGGGUGGAUGCACGGCCGACAGCCAGCACACCUGACUCUCUCUAUCAGCCCGGCGUUCUACAUGGCGGAGCAGUUCUGGAAGACUAAUAAGCUAAUGUUUUGAAGAUAAAAAAUGUAGUCUUACAUUCAGUUCCUGGAGAAAACACAUUGACAGUGGGCUUUGAAACAGAAACAAAAUACACUAUUUUGAAUAUUAUUUAAAUUGUUUUUUUUCUUUUUCGAUUAACCAGGACAUAAGCAGGAUCCCCAUUAUGGAUUGGACACUGGAUGUGAUGAACCCGACCAAUGCCCGCGCCGUGUUACUGGCCUGUGUGACGUUGCUGUUCUCCCUGCACCUGUGGCGCUGGCUGCGGCAGCGGGCGAUCCCGUGCCCGCCCGGCCCGCUCGCCUGGCCGCUCAUCGGGAACGCGUCGCAGAUGGGCAACGCGCCGCACCUGUACUUCACGCGAAUGGCAAAGAAAUACGGCAACGUCUUCCAGAUUAAACUGGGCUCUCUGCCCGUGGUAGUCCUAAACGGGGACUCCAUUAAAGCAGCACUGGUCAACCAGGGAUACGAUUUCGCUGGAAGACCGGACUUUACUUCCUUCAAGUACAUCUCCAACGGGGCCAGCAUCGCGUUCGGCACCUUGACGGACUGGUGGAAGAUGCACCGUAGAGUGGCUCAGUCCACUAUCCGUAUGUUUUCCAACGGUAACCCGAACACCAAAAAGACUUUUGAGCACCAUGUCCUAUGCGAGAUCAAAGAGAUGUUGCAGCUGUUCGUGGAGAAAACCAAAGAGCAUAUAUAUUUCAAGCCCAUGACUUAUCUUGUGGUGUCCCAGGCCAACAUCAUGAGUGCGGUGUGCUUCGGGAAAAGGUACUCCUAUGAGGACGAGGAGUUCCGGCAGGUGGUGGGCAGGAAUGACCAGUUCACCCAGACAGUGGGGGCGGGCAGCCUGGUGGACGUGAUGCCCUGGCUCCAGUACUUCCCCAACCCUAUCAAAACCGUAUUUGACAAUUUCAAGAAGCUCAACCGGGAGUUCAGCGAAUUCAUUGGAAACAAAGUGAACGAGCACAGGAAAACAAUCCAGCCGAGCAUCAUCCGAGACAUGACGGAUGCUUUCAUAGUGACGCUCGAUCAACUGAGAGAGAAAGCGGGGCUUUCUUCAGGGAAAGACGACGUGACCCCCGCCAUGGUGGAUAUAUUUGGAGCCAGUCAAGACACACUUUCAACUGCACUGCAGUGGAUCGUCAUCCUACUUGUCAAGUAUCCUGAGACGCAGGUGCGUCUCCAGCAGGAGGUGGACAAGGUGGUGGGCCGCAGCCGGCUGCCCUCCAUCGAGGACCAGCUGCACCUUCCUUACAUAAUGUCCUUCGUCUACGAGGUGUUGCGCUACACCAGCUUUUUGCCGCUCACCAUCCCCCACUCCACCACCACCGACACCUCCGUCAUGGGCUACAGCAUACCAAAGAACACAGUUGUCUUCAUCAACCAGUGGUCCAUCAACCACGACCCUGCCGUCUGGUCCCACCCGGAAAACUUUGACCCACAGCGUUUCCUGGACCAGAACGGAGCGCUGAACAAGGACCUGACCACCAAUGUGCUCAUCUUCUCCCUGGGCAAGCGGCGGUGCAUUGGCGAGCAGCUGUCCAAGCUGCAGCUCUUCCUCUUCACGGCGCUUAUCGGCCACCAGUGCCACAUCACGGCCGACCCAGCCAGGCCCGUCACACUGGACUACAACUACGGUCUGACUCUGAAACCGCACCCCUUCUCCAUAGCUGUGACUCUGCGUGACGAUAUGAGGCUGCUGGAUUCGGCGACCAGGCCGGCUGGCGCAGAGGACGUCAAAGGCACGCCCUCAUCAGACUCAUGAACAGAAAAUGAAACACAAAACUGUAAUAAGCUAAACAAAUAAGGCUGAAACACAAAAAGACUUCUGAACUAUAUAUUUGUGGGCUGAAAACUAUAUUUAUAAGCUAAAAUCUUAAUCUUCUUUAAAAAAAAUAAAACUCAGAAUGGUAACACAUCUUCACCUCAAGCAGGAAAACACUCGCAAAUUCUGCGUGUUUUAAAUUCUGGAUCACUGCUAAAAACUGUAAAAAAAAA
Molecule: messenger RNA, 2198 nt
Organism: Etheostoma cragini (Arkansas darter)
Lineage: Eukaryota; Metazoa; Chordata; Actinopteri; Perciformes; Percidae
Gene: cyp1b1
Product: cytochrome P450 1B1
Exons: 3
Coding region: 364-1965 (533 amino acids)
Biological process (GO): progesterone metabolic process; hormone biosynthetic process
Molecular function (GO): iron ion binding; oxidoreductase activity, acting on paired donors, with incorporation or reduction of molecular oxygen, reduced flavin or flavoprotein as one donor, and incorporation of one atom of oxygen; heme binding
Source: RefSeq, a predicted model, not a curated record